Durio zibethinus is the source of this 1464-nucleotide messenger RNA. RefSeq names its product cyclin-U4-1-like. Lineage: Eukaryota; Viridiplantae; Streptophyta; Magnoliopsida; Malvales; Malvaceae. Gene Ontology annotation, biological process: regulation of cyclin-dependent protein serine/threonine kinase activity. The record is from RefSeq and is a predicted model, not a curated record. Gene Ontology annotation, molecular function: protein kinase binding.
CAGCGGAACAAAUACAUGUUACCCGUCCGAAAAAACAUAACAAAUCCGGUUGUGUAAAUUUACUACACAUGCAAGAUCUCCAAAAAGUAGGACCCACAAAUUACAAUCAACAUUUUCCCACAUGUAAUCACAUGAUGGGUAUGGCAUGCCAUCAGCACAACAACAGUAGCCACAAGUUAAUCACCGGAAAACCUCAUUCUCUUUUCAGGAAAAUGACUUUAAUCCACAAAUGAACCACCUUUUAAUUUGUUCCCCCUUGAACAAGUUAAGUUUUGAAAUUUAAUAAUCAUAACCCCUACUCAAAAUCCCACACUUUUGUGUCCAAAAAAGACCUUAUGAACUCCACCAAAUGGGGACACCCAAGUCAUAAUUCAAAUUCCUGAGGCUACUCUUUUCAUUGAAAAUACCGACCCUUUAACGACUGCCUUAACCUGUUCUACAGCACAAAAGUAAAGCCAUAUAUACCUCAAUAAGAGCAGCAACAAAACACAUUCAACAUUUUUGGUCCAAAAAUCUUUUCAGCUAUGGCAGAGUUAGAGAACCCAAAUAUGAUGCCAAAUCUCAUAACAUUUCUGUCUUCUCUUCUCCAAAAAGUGUCUGAAUCCAACGAUGUAAACUGUCGGUUUCAACCUCAGAAAAUUUCAGUGUUCCAUGGCUUAACUCGGCCAACUAUCUCAAUUCAAAACUACCUGGACAGAAUUUACAAGUAUGCAAAUUGUAGCCCCUCUUGCUUUAUUGUUGCAUAUGUCUAUCUUGAUCGGUUUGCUCAAAGGCAACCCUCGUUUCCCAUAAAUUCUUUCAACGUUCAUCGGCUGCUUAUUACAAGUGUAAUGGUUGCUGCAAAGUUCAUGGAUGAUAUGUAUUACAACAAUGCUUACUAUGCAAAAGUAGGAGGAAUCAGCACAACCGAAAUGAACUUCCUUGAAGUGGAUUUUCUAUUUGGGUUGGGUUUCCACUUAAAUGUAACCCCCAAUACCUUUCACACCUACUACUCCUACCUGCAAAGAGAGAUGAUGUUGCAACCUCCACCAAGUAUUGCAGAAUCCUCUUUAAGCCAUGGAAGGUCACUAAAUGUCCAUUUGUGUUUCAGUGAAGAAGAAUCCUCUCAUCAAAAGCAACAACUAGCUGUUUAAUAAAGCCUUUAACGUUAGCUCUGAAUGUAGUUAGAUAAAGAGAUGGUGACUUGUUUAAACAUUUUGGGCUGGCAGAUUGAACGCAUGACUUGUACACUAAAAACCCACAUGUUCUCUCUCUCUCCUCUCUUUCUUCCUUUGGUUUCUUGUGGUUUCCCUUUUUGGGGUUUGGAUCUCAAAUUGUUUUUGUAUGUACAGAUGGGAGUUUCUUCUUUACAGUCUGGCUAUCAAAGUCUCAUUGUCAAUUAAUUUCUCCAAUUUCUUUUGGUUCAUGCUUGUGCUAUUUUAGUGGUGAGGAAAAUUCUAAAUACCCGCAACAUCUUAUCACAUG